AUGAGAAAGCCAGAGAUUUAUAAUACGAAAAAGAACGAUGGUAUUAAGAAGAAGCUUAGGAAAGGUUUGUGGUCGCCGGAAGAAGAUGAGAAACUUAUGAACUAUAUGGUGAGGAAUAAUGGACAAGGUUGUUGGAGUGAUGUAGCAAGAAAUGCUGGAUUGGAAAGGUGUGGCAAAAGUUGUAGAUUAAGAUGGAUUAAUUACUUGAGACCUGAUCUUAAAAGAGGUGCUUUUUCAACUCAAGAAGAAGAACUCAUCGUUCAUUUGCAUUCGAUUCUCGGAAACAGAUGGUCACAAAUCGCAGCACGUUUACCUGGGAGAACUGAUAAUGAGAUAAAAAACUUUUGGAAUUCAACUAUAAAGAAAAGACUCAAGAACAUGUCUUCUACUACAACAACAACCUCAACAUCACAUAAUGCAAGUGAUGAAUCGUCCUCGCCUGAGCCUAAUAAAGAGAUCAAUAUACUAGGGUUUUCUGGACAACAUCAUCAACAUGCAAAUUACAACAACUACAUGAUGAAUGAGCCUAUCUUCGCUUCAUCAUCUUCUUCGUUAUCGACAUACGAAAACACGAUUUUCAAUACUAUGAAUAUUGACACAUUGCCUAUGCUUCAGCAUAGUGGAUACUUAAACACUGCAUUUACAGUGCCAUGCUUUUCAGAAAGUCAUCAAGUUGAUAUUAAAGAUUGUUAUUUGGAAAAUGGUGGAGUGCAAGGUGAUGUCUGCAAGAGAGAGAACAUCAGUAUUGAUUAUACUUUUGAUGACAUGAACAGUAUUCUUAGUAACUGCAAUAUUAUUGACAGCAACAAUGAUAAUGAAAGUGGGGCAGUGGAGAAUUUAUUUCAAGAACAAUUGAACUUGGGAGAGUGGGAUUUUGAGGAGUUGAUGAAAGAUGUUUCCUCCUUUACUUCUUUUGAUUAUUCAUUCUGA
Molecule: messenger RNA, 930 nt
Organism: Lathyrus sativus (Indian pea)
Lineage: Eukaryota; Viridiplantae; Streptophyta; Magnoliopsida; Fabales; Fabaceae
Source: the annotation of a GenBank genome assembly